UAUAUGCAGAAUACUCUGGUAUCCAGAAAAAGGACCAUGAAGGACACAAGGAAGAUGAUGUGCGAUAUAGUUAUUGGUAUUAGUUGUGAACUAUUUAUUCGAUUUCGAUGGAUGCACAAUAGUUGAACUUCAAUGAUAAAGCACCCUAACCACAUCUAAAACCUGAAGAACAGAGGUGUUUGUGUUCCAGCAAGUGCUGUGGAUUUAUUUGUAUGAUGGUUUGUUCAGCUUCUGUUCUCUCACAUAUAAGUAGAGAGUUUGUAAAGAAAUAUCAAAUGACACGAGUUGAAAUACCAAAAAAUGGCUUCAAUGGCAAACUAGCAGAAGUAGAAACACACGAAAGAUUUAUCACAAAAAAAAAGGAAACACAUGAAAGGCUUUACAGGAAACUCCUACAUUCAUUGAGCUAGCUAGAACACUGAAUUUCAAGAAACAGAUGAACGGUUUUACAGGAUGAUUGUGGCUCUGGCAGGAUGAUUUGUGCUAUGGCCGGUUGAAGUUGUUCGCCUUCUGCCCUUCUGUACGCUGAGGACUGAGGUUGAGGAGCCUGUUUGAUCACCCGUGUCAGUGGGCAGGGUUGGGAAUUGAGACGAUUCAAAUCCAUGGGUGCAAUGCCGUCAUGAAAUAAAGGCCGCCAACAGAUCAGGCUCGAAACCUUCUUGCAGCGGACGGUAUUUUUCUUUUCUUUUCUUUUUUCCACCAAGCAAUCUCCUUUCUUGCUCCACGGUCCAAGUAAAUGUUUCAUAUUUAUUUCUCGCUUUUCCUUCUUCUUCCCUGGUCCAAGCUUAAACAUGGCCUUGUCUUUCCCUCCACGCCCGUCGCUCGAGCGUCUUUCUUCUCAAGAAAAGAUUUCGGCAACGUAGCAGCAACAAAGCCAACAGCAACAUCUUCUCCUUCCUCGUUAGCCUGAUCAUCUCUUCUCGUCCCUCGGGAGUGCUUCGUGGAUCGUGAUGGAGGACAAGCAGCUGAGCGCGGUGGCGCCGGCCGUCGCUGCGGCGCCGUCGAUGCACGUGGAGGAGGCGAUGAGGCCCAUGGAGCAGCUGAUCAAGGAGGAGGCGGUCGCGUCCACGGAGCAGCAGCGGGGCUGGAGGACGACGGCGCUGGCGUGGACGCAGUGGGCCAGCAUCAAGAGCAAGGCCCGCGCCGCCGGCGAGUACGCCGUCCUCAGGACCCGCCAGGGCAUCACCAUGUUCGGGGAGCCCAAGCUCGGGCCAUUGGUCAAAGCGACCGCCGCUAACGAGGAGUCCCAUUCCCACUAGGUGUUCUUCUUGAUCCCUGAAGCAGCAAACGAUUUGCAAAUUUCAUAUUAGAUGAGCUAGAUGGUCGUGGUCGUGCAAUGGUCAUGGUUUACUUUUUAGUAGAACAGAAGUUAAUUUUCCGUGAAAGAUUAAACGAGUUUUUUUUUUCUGAUGUGCGAUGUGCCGGAUGCUGUGAU
This is a messenger RNA of Panicum virgatum (switchgrass), 1435 nucleotides long. RefSeq lists its product as uncharacterized. The transcript has a single exon. NCBI's taxonomy places the organism in Eukaryota, Viridiplantae, Streptophyta, Magnoliopsida, Poales, Poaceae. Bases 951 to 1259 code for a protein of 102 amino acids. The record is from RefSeq and is a predicted model, not a curated record.